AUGCAGCAAAUAGCAGUUGAAGAGGAUCCUAAAAAUAAAUCAUCCAAAGGGUGUUUUAGUGCAGUAAAAGGCUACUGGAGAACAUUCACGGAAUAUUCUGGAGAAAGCACCAUUCAUUCGGUCAACUACAUUGGCAAACGAGACGCUCAUUGGGGUACGAGAUUAUUUUGGAUAUUUUGUUUUGUUGUCUCUUUGAGUGUAUGCAUUUAUUUGGGCACUCAAACGUAUAUCAGAUGGAAGAAUAAUCCCGUCAUUAUGGCUAUUGAUCAAGUUCAAACUCAUGUUUCGGAUAUUCCAUUUCCAGCGGUGACAUUGUGUGCUUCAAAUGAAAAAAUUGAUGAAGAAAAAUUCAACCUGCCUGAUAUAGUGCAACGUUAUGCUAACAAUCAGACUUUGACACGACAAGAAGAAGCUAUGAUUAAGCUGCUUGAUGAUAUUAAAAAAGAAUGGACAAUUCAUGCCUUAGAUGACGAUAUAAAAAUUUAUGAUCCGAAAUACAAUUUAACAAGCAAAGAUUACAUAGACAAUCUUAACAAUAUAACUAGGGAAUUUAUAACUUCUUUGACAUAUAGGAAAGUCGAAAAAAAUGGAUCAGAAGUGUUUCGUCGAACAAUUUUUGAAGAGAAUCUUUGCUUCACUUACAAUAUGAUCGAAGACGAUGACAUGUUCACGGAAAAGAUCGCCGAAACUUUGAUAGAUCACGGCGAAUAUGAUUCUCAGUAUGUUCCGAAGAGUGGCGAAGAAUAUCUACAGAGGGUCAAGUCAGCGAGAAUUACCCAAUCAAUCAACAUACGAAUUGCAUUGGAUAACACAGAUAAUUUAGCAAACAUGACAAGCAUUUUCAUGAUAAUCCACUCUCCUUAUAAUUAUCCGAAAUACUCCAUGGAUUUCAUUCCAAUUAAGCUUGGUGCAAUAAAUAAAAUACUGAUUACCCCACAAAUUAUCCAAACAGAUGAAGAACUCAUAAAAUAUAAACCAAAAGUUCGUGAAUGCAUCUUUGGAUAUAAAACAAAAUUGGAAUUUUUCAAGAACUACACUCAAUCAAAUUGUGAGUUGGAAUGCGAAACGCACUAUUUAUUACAGAAAUGUAGUUGCGUGUUAUUCCACAUGUUACAUAAUGAAAGCACGAGAAUUUGUCAGACAGAAGACGAAAUUGAUUGUGCAGAUAACGCAACUGAUCUUUUCCAUUAUACGGAAAGAAGGCUUAAAAGGUGCAAAUGCCUUCCACAUUGCAAUGAGAUCACUUACUCGAUGUCGAUGACUCAUUAUGAAGGAAAAAUUACACGUGAUGAAAGCUAUGAGAGUGUGAUCGUCCUUGGCUACAAAACCGAUCGAUUUGUGGCUUUGAAACGUCAAGAAGUUUUUGGCUUAGUCGAAUUUUUAUCAAGCAUUGGAGGAUUUUUAGGACUAUUGAUGGGAGGAUCGUUGCUGUCAUUGAUUGAGAUAUUUUAUCAUUUCUUUAUGAGAAAAUGCUGCAAGGAAAAGGGUGAUGAUCAGGAGGAGACAAGAUUGAACAAUGAUGAAAAUGGAGCAGCAGAUAAUGGAGCAUUUAACAGAAAUUGA
Messenger RNA from Clunio marinus, 1563 nucleotides. NCBI's taxonomy places the organism in Eukaryota, Metazoa, Arthropoda, Insecta, Diptera, Chironomidae. The record is from the annotation of a GenBank genome assembly.